GCCCCGAGCGCCGCCGGCCGGGCGCGCCGACCCGCCGCCGAGAUGUCCUGGCACCCCCUGUACCGCAGCUCCAAGUUCCGGCACGUCUACGGCAAGGCCGCCAGCAAGGACAAAUGCUACGACUGCGUGCCCAUCACCCUCAGCGUCCACGACAACCAGUUCUGUGCCGUCAACCCCCACUUCAUUGCGGUGGUGACUGAGUGCGCCGGAGGUGGGGCCUUCCUCGUGAUCCCCGUUCAUCAGACGGGCAAGCUCGACCCGCAUUAUCCCAGAAUAUGUGGGCACAAAGGGAAUGUUCUGGACAUCAAGUGGAACCCGUUCAAUGACUUUGUAAUAGCUUCAUGUUCAGAAGAUGCCACUGUUAAGAUCUGGGACAUCCCCAAGCACCUGCUAACAAAAAACAUCACCAGUCCAAAGAAGGAACUUCUUGGGCACGUACGAAGAGUAGGCCUCAUUGAGUGGCAUCCCACUGCCAGUAACAUCCUCUUCAGCUCUGGCUAUGACUACAAGAUAAUGGUCUGGAACCUCGACACCAAGGAGGCUGUCCUCUCAAACCCAGUGAAGAUCCUCGACGUUCACAAAGAUGUGAUCCUCUCCAUGUCAUUCAACACAGAUGGCAGUCUCCUUGCCACAGCCUGCCGGGACAGAAAUAUUCGUCUGAUAGACCCUCGUGCAGGAGCAGUCCUACAAGAAGCCAGCUACAAGUCUCACAGAGUCAAUAAAGUCUUGUUUCUUGGAAACAUGGGAAAGCUGCUCUCUACUGGAACAUCUCGGUGGAAUAACAGGCAGAUUGCAUUAUGGGAUCAAAAUGACCUUUCUGUGCCUUUAAUGGAGGAGGAUCUAGAUGGCUCCUCGGGGAUCCUGUUUCCCUUCUACGACUCAGACACACACAUGCUUUACGUUGUGGGAAAGGGUGAUGGAAAUAUACGGUACUAUGAGAUAAGCCCUGAGAAACCAUACCUGAACUACCUGAUGGAAUAUCGUUCUCCUUUACCGCAGAAGGGAAUUGGAAUAAUGCCAAAGAGAGGCCUCGAAGUGUCAGCCUGUGAGAUUUUCCGUUUCUACAAAUUGAUCCCAACUAAAAAUCUCGUUCAGCCCAUCUCCAUGAUUGUGCCUCGACGGUCGGAGUCAUACCAGGAAGACAUCUACCCCCUGACUACUGGAGCCCAGCCAGCACUGACAGCACAAGAGUGGCUAAACGGAGUUAACAAAGGGCCUCUGCUGGUAUCCUUGAGACCAGGCUCUGGAGCUGUGAAUUCCUUACCGCAGUUUCUCGAGCCUGAGCCACUCCUGAAAACUACAGCCCCAAGCCAAAACCAAGACUGGGGAAGAAGGAUGCCACUGGAGGGGAUGCAGAAGCGAAGUGAGGUCCAAGGCAGCAGGAAGCAGCUAAAAGUGGAAGAGACAUUGCUGAAAAAAGAGCAAAUGCGCCUGUCCAAUGGCUUUGACAUAUUUGAGUGUCCACCACCAAAAACUGAAAAUGAGCUCUUGCAGAUGUUUUACCGACAACAGGAAGAAAUCCGGAGACUACGUGAGCUGGUAAACCAGAGAGACAUCCAGAUUAAACAGCUGGAGCUGGAGCUCAGAAACGUCUGCAAGGAUGCAGGCAGGUACUGAGGGCAGUGGCCUGCAGCCCUUGCACUGCUGGCAACUGCGCAGACUUCAGUUCCUGCAGAGAACUCUUUGGUUUUUUUUGCUGGAGGAAAGACUGAUGUUUCAGGCAACGGUGCUUCCCUGUCUCGCGGUGGUGACAUUUCCCUAAUCAUCACCAGGCAGUUACCGAUGGACUUGCUGCACUUCUUCAGCCUGCCUCUUGCUUGCCCAUUCACUCAUGUCAGAAGCUCAUGUGUUAAUAGCAGUGGAGACCUUGGGAAAUGUUGCUUUUCUGAUCCUGAGGAAGUGACUAGUUAAGCUCUAAUGACCUGUUUUGCUGCCCGUCUGUAAGGAUGGAGGAGUGGACACAGCUUCUUUUCCCACCCCCCCAGACACAGCAACGCAGCUCCCGUGGCCACUGUCCUCCUGCCCUGGAAGACAACCCUGCAGCUGAGCUUCAGAGGCAGCUCUGGCUCCAAAGCAAUCCUUAUGCGCCCUUCUUGCCUCACCACCCAACCUCGCACAUGGCUGGGUGAAGCCCCAACUGCCUCAGCCUAGUGCUGGGGGUCAUUCUCCCCAGCACUUUUGGUGAUAGAAGGAGAGUUGGUCUUUUUGGAGGCCCUGCUUUACAGGGCUGGUUCCCGCUGGAGAAGCUGCAGGCGCAGCAGAGGCCUCUGGGUCCUCCGAGUCAGUGGCCUUGUUGCCCGACAGUGCUCUUCUUCUGCCAAAGCCCAGCUGCGGUGACCUGGGGCGACGGCCCUGCGGUGCUCAUCAGGCACAGGAGGAUGACAGCCAAAGCUGGGAAGGAUUAAAAGCAGCGGGGAGGCUGUCGGACCCCCUGCCUGCUGCAGCCCUCUCAGCAAUGGUGCUACCCACAGCGAGACCAAGGGACGGCCCCGAACAGCCCUCCCUGGGUGUUGGGUUAUUGCACGUCCUUGUGCCCACAGCUGCCUCUCCCUCCGUGCCCACACAGUGACAUCUCUUCCCACCGCCCUGUGCCCGGUGGCCACGCUCGUCAGUGCUCGGCUUUCCAGCACGCCGCCUUGCCCGGGGUAGGGACACGGCACGAGGGGAGAGCGCUGGCACCUGCCCGGGCACAGUGGCAGCUCCCGUGCAGCAGGGCUUUUCCCAUCCCUAAAUGCCGAGGUCACAGAGAUGUCCUAACCUCAAGCAGAACAAGCAACCGCUGCUCAACCUGUAUCUAUACAUAUCUGUUGCGAUGCAUGUAGGUAUGAAUACUAUGCCUGGCUGGUUCUCUGAAGCCUGAUGUUUUCUAAGAGGCUUAAAAUAAUCUGUGUAGACAGAAGCCCCUGCAAAGAGGGCUUCUUAGCAAGGAGACUAAGAGCUGUGCACUGCCAGUGCUCAUGCGAGAUGCCUUUCUGGUUACUGCUGAAAGCAGUAGCCAGCAGUGAGCUCAUGGGCACUCCUAUGCUCCUAUAUGAGAAUCAUAGAAAGACUUGAGCAUCCCUUUUGCUCUACUGCAGAGACUUCACCCAGCUUUCAAAAAUAUCUAUAUCAUGCAUUUCUAUGUAGCAACAAUGUAUUUGGGUGCUAAAAAGUCACAUUUUUGUUUCCUUCUAAACAAGUUCUCUGUGACAUUACAGAGAGGGGAUAGUCAUUCAGGAAAAGCCAUUUAGCACCAGUCACUUAUUUAACACUACACUUUUUUUGUAAAAAAUAAGGGGAUAGUAAUAUAUUAAUAACAAAGUUGUUGAAACAAACUUCAGCUCAUUUCAAAAUGGACUUUCCUGCACCCUGGGAACACUCUGCUGUACAGAGUUACCUGCAAAAGCAGCUCUCCCCAGAUACAAAGCUUUAAAGCAGUGCAUGAAUCUUACAAGGCCAGUAGUGGUCAGGCUUUCUCACCAAUAGGAAUAGAUAAGUAAGAAAGAAAUUGAGAAGCCGGUGAUUUUUUAGCCAUGUCAAACAGGCCGACAGCUUGAAACUUCAAAGCCAUUAUCACAGAGUGAAGCCACAGUGAUGUGACACAAACACUCCUUGCUUUUCAAGGGAUCCUUAUCAGAUCAUUUGACACAAUCUCAGCAGUCCCUGUGAUAUGGCGGUUUCCCUGUCACCAUACGUGUUUUAUGCACUGCCUUGUUUUUGCUUAUUUUUCAUACAGAAUAAAUUAUUUAAAUUAUUUCCAAGAUAAAGCAGUUUGUUUCCAAGGGAUUUUUAUGUUCUUUUGAGAAUUGUUUCUUUGUUCAUGCUGUGGAUAGCAUAGAAAUUGCUCAGCCACCAUGGCUCUCAGCUUAGGGUUUUGCUGAUUUAUGGAAAAGAAAUUGCUUUCAUUUAGGCUUUGCUAGCAACCUUUAUAAGGGCAAAGACUACUUAAUCAGAACUUCAGUAGAACCUUUUUUUUAGAUCGUAUGCCUGUGUAAGUGUAGAGUUUGAUAUGUGUUUCAACUUGGAGCUGAAAUGCAGCCAUAGAUCUUUUACAGAAAGGAAAAAAGUGGAGAAAAUGGAUUGUGUGUUAAUGAACUGUGCCUGAAUAGACUUAAUUGUUCACUUCAAAAAUUUCUUAAAGUCCUUGUAUCUUUGUAAAAAAAAAAAAAUUUAAAAAUGGGGAUAAAACACAUUUGUGCAAUGAAUACCAAAUGUAACUGAAUAAUAAAUAUCUGUUUAGAGUUUUACUUUUUUGAUA
Messenger RNA from Dromaius novaehollandiae (emu), 4237 nucleotides. RefSeq names its product coronin 2A (gene CORO2A). The record is from RefSeq and is a predicted model, not a curated record. Lineage: Eukaryota; Metazoa; Chordata; Aves; Casuariiformes; Dromaiidae. The transcript is spliced from 12 exons. Gene Ontology annotation, molecular function: actin filament binding. Bases 43 to 1617 code for a protein of 524 amino acids.